This is a messenger RNA of Brachypodium distachyon (stiff brome), 1403 nucleotides long. RefSeq names its product glyceraldehyde-3-phosphate dehydrogenase 1, cytosolic. Gene Ontology annotation, biological process: glucose metabolic process. Gene Ontology annotation, molecular function: NAD binding; NADP binding; oxidoreductase activity, acting on the aldehyde or oxo group of donors, NAD or NADP as acceptor. The record is from RefSeq and is a predicted model, not a curated record. NCBI's taxonomy places the organism in Eukaryota, Viridiplantae, Streptophyta, Magnoliopsida, Poales, Poaceae. The transcript is spliced from 11 exons. Bases 136 to 1149 code for a protein of 337 amino acids.
UUCUCGCAUUCUCGGCUCCCCCGAUUACAAAUAAAACCCAGCACCCCACGACGCACGCCGGCACCCCAGUGAAUCAACCUCCCAUCCCCAUCCCCAUCCCGCCGCCGUAAUCCCCAUCUCGCCGUCGCCGUCGCCAUGGGCAAGAUUAAGAUCGGAAUCAACGGUUUCGGAAGGAUCGGGAGGCUCGUGGCCAGGGUUGCUCUCCAGAGCGACGAUGUCGAGCUCGUCGCCGUCAACGACCCCUUCAUCACCACCGAGUACAUGACCUACAUGUUCAAGUACGACACCGUCCACGGCAACUGGAAGCACAGUGACAUCAAGCUCAAGGAUGACAAGACUCUCCUCUUCGGUGAGAAGCCCGUUACUGUCUUCGGUGUCAGGAACCCUGAGGAGAUCCCAUGGGCUGAGGCUGGUGCUGAUUAUGUCGUGGAGUCCACCGGUGUCUUCACUGACAAGGACAAGGCCGCUGCUCACUUGAAGGGUGGUGCUAAGAAGGUGGUCAUCUCUGCCCCCAGCAAAGAUGCCCCAAUGUUUGUGGUCGGUGUCAAUGAGGACAAGUACACCUCAGAUGUUAACAUUGUCUCAAAUGCUAGCUGCACCACGAACUGUCUUGCUCCCCUAGCUAAGAUCAUUAAUGACAACUUUGGUAUUGUUGAGGGACUGAUGACCACUGUUCAUGCCAUCACUGCUACCCAGAAGACUGUUGACGGACCCUCAAGCAAGGACUGGAGAGGUGGCAGGGCUGCAAGCUUUAACAUCAUUCCAAGCAGCACUGGUGCUGCGAAGGCUGUUGGUAAGGUUCUUCCUGAGUUGAAUGGCAAGCUUACUGGUAUGUCCUUCCGUGUUCCUACUGUGGACGUGUCGGUUGUUGAUCUCACUGUUAGAACCGAGAAGGCUGCGUCAUACGAGGACAUUAAGAAGGCUAUAAAGGUUGCAUCUGAGGGAAACCUCAAGGGAAUCAUGGGUUAUGUUGAGGAAGAUCUGGUGUCCACCGACUUUGUUGGUGACAGCAGGUCGAGCAUUUUUGACGCCAAGGCUGGAAUUGCUCUUAACGACCAUUUCGUCAAGCUUGUCUCGUGGUACGACAACGAGUGGGGUUACAGCAACCGUGUCGUCGACCUGAUUCGCCACAUGGCCAAGACUCAGUAGAGAGCGUUCCUCUUAUGGCCUGAGUUGGAGAUUUUGAAUUCAUGCCGGAGUUAUCUAGAGAAUUUAAAUCUGGAUCCAGUCCCUUUGUCCAUGCUAGUUGGACAUGAGUCGCUACCUUUUGUUUUCCAUAUCUACUGCUGCAACCUGUAAUGGAGUUCUCCUUUUGCCUGUGGUUUGUGAAUUAUAUAAAUCGUUCAGCGCGGUCGUGAUCUUGUUACAUCUUAUUGGUUGGCUUGAUCGCAAUUCGCUAGUCU